AUGUGCGUCCUCGGGAGCUUGCCAGGAGUCGGCAACACGAGGCUCGCCGCCCGGAUGGCCGCGCAGGACGCGACCAGCCCGCCGACCAGCGGCGCGGACCUCAUCUCCUGGCUCUUCUCCAGGCGCCGGGCGUGGCUGGAGCUGGCCGAUGGCACCACCUUCGAGGGCUUCUCCUUCGGCCACGAGGGCUCUACGGCGGGCGAGGUCGUGUUCAACACCGGCAUGGUCGGGUACCCCGAGUCGCUGACGGACCCGUCCUACGCCGGACAGAUCCUGGUGCUCACGUUCCCCCUGAUCGGGAACUACGGCGUGCCAGACGAGGACGCUCCGAUGGGUGCGCGCGCAGGUGGGUCCACGACGUCGCGGGGGCAGGAGGCCCACCCGAAGGACUGGGAGAACGGACGGCGGUCGCGCCCACUCGCGGGCGACCAGGUUCGAGCGGUGUUGGACCGCUACCAGCGGCAAUGCGGUUUUGGGCGGGACAGGCUCCACCCGAGGUUGCUGAAGCAGCUGCCCGACGGCUACAACGACAGGUUGGCAAAUAUUCUCAACAUGUGGGACCAUGAUGCGAGGCCCAUGAUUAUUUGGAGCAUGGUGACGGCGUUUUUGCCCAUACCUGGCGGCGGGCUCAGGCCGGUCCACCAACUGGCGUUCGCUAUGCGGUUGUGGAGCAGGAUCAAACAGCCGCUCGUGGGCGAAUGGGAGGCAGCGCUGAAGGGCAGGAACACUUCUGGGGCGAAGGACCUGGUGGUAUCCUGGCACAGUGCCAAGUUCAUGGCGGUUGAUGAGGUGACGGCGGGGGCCCUGAAGCUCAUCGUCGCGGAAGAGGACCCCGUGCUCGAGAGGGCCUCGGGCGCCGGGAACCCUGGCUGCGACGUCGACGACGGCGCGGGGCAGGCGAGCAGCGCGGCCAGGGCGGCCGAGGCGGCAGGGCGCGCGCAGGAUCAGCCCGAGGCGAUGGCGCCGCGGGGCUUGGGAGCCACGGGCGUCGCGGGCCGCGAGUUGCGCCCGCUCCGCGUCCAGGAUUCGUCGCGAUGGGGAGGCCAGCGCGACCCUGGAGGGUUGGCGGCGAUGGGGGCGGCCAUGGCGCGGGCGACGUGCGCGGUGGAGAUGGAGAUGUGCCGGCAGGAGGCGACGAGUCUGCUGGAGACGGAGAGUCCCCGGGCAGCGGCGGUCAGCCCAGCGGGCGCCGCGUGCCUAGCCAUGGCGAGAGCGGGCGCGGUGCCAGCCUUGGGCAAGAGGUCUGCCUGGGGAGGCACCGUGCGCUGGAUGCGCGUCGAGGAGCUGAUUGCCGAGGAGGAGUCGGAGGCCUGGGGCGCGGCGCUCGGCUCCAGGGGGGGCGUCUGCCCAAGUGCGGUGCUGCAGGCGGCGAGGGGGGCGUCGGGGCAUGGCGACGAGGCCGGCGAGAGUUUCGCGCGAGGCCGUCUCGUGGAGGCCUUGCGGGCGUGGAUGGCGCCGCGCGAGAGGCAGCGUGCAGAGGAGGUCCGCUGGGCGAGGCCGGCGGGGGGCUUUUUCCAGGGCAGGGUCUGCGUGGGCGGGUCGGCCUCGGGCCCGGCCGACGAGGUCCUCGGGGGGGCUAGCUGGAACAUCGCGCAUCUCGGCGGGGGGGGCCAGGUCCUCGGCGCGGCGCGCGGCGCGGUGCCGCUGGCGUGGGCCCCGACUCAGCUGGCCUGUGGCGGCGAUGACUGCGCGCCCCAUUUCUUGUCGGGCUGUUCGCGGGGGCCGAUGGGGAUCUCCAGCGACUGCGCGGGAUCCCUCGGGAUGGCGACGGGCGUCGGCGCAGCGCUGGCCGGAGGGGCGGCGAGGAGGCAUCUCUGGGAGAGGUGGCGGCUCGAGCUCGGCGACCACGGCGAGGUCUGGGGCAGAGGUUGA
Messenger RNA from Prorocentrum cordatum, 1872 nucleotides. The record is from the annotation of a GenBank genome assembly. Lineage: Eukaryota; Dinophyceae; Prorocentrales; Prorocentraceae.